Toxoplasma gondii ME49 is the source of this 5032-nucleotide messenger RNA. RefSeq lists its product as hypothetical. The transcript is spliced from 3 exons. NCBI's taxonomy places the organism in Eukaryota, Apicomplexa, Conoidasida, Eucoccidiorida, Sarcocystidae. Bases 1164 to 1751 code for a protein of 195 amino acids. The record is from RefSeq and is a predicted model, not a curated record.
UCGGGCAGACGACACAGGAAAGACAGAACACUGCAGAAAAGAGAGAUUCGACGCGACGGUCCCAGAGAAGACGACUGGCAAAGGAGAGAAGCACCAAAGAUUUGGAAUUUCAGCGAGGCAAAAAGUCUUCGCGGCCGGGAACGAGGCACUCCAGGGUGUACCGACACCCGAAGCACGCGAGAGCUGACAGAGCGACUGUUUCAAGGAGGGACUGUCUUCUUCCUGGUUCGCGACUUCUUUCCAUUUUCAGGUGGAACUCGACCAUAACGAAGAGAAGACCAGCAUGUGUCGAGACAGAAAAACAGCUAACAGUUCACACGCGAGACGGCGCAUGUCGUUUCGCCGCUUGCAUGCAUGCACGGACAUACUGGCGAGUUCAAAAAAAGUGUCGGAUUGAUGAAGAAAUUCAAGCAGGAAAACCUCAUAGUAUCAAAGUUUUUGUGAUCAUCGUUUUUUUUUGCAUCUCUGUAGAGCUAACUCUCCACUUUCACACACCCUGGACAGCCCUUCUGCCUCGUGUUUGUACCUCGUAUCUCGUGGCGAGUUCCUCAGCAGUCACAUCGACAUAAAACUCGAAGAAAGGUCCGUUUUUUUUCUCGCCAGAUCGUGCUGACUAGGUGAACACAAAAAUCGCCCUGCGAAAAUGGAACCAGUGAAGCUACGUUGACUUCCGUUAACGGGCCUACCUCUCCGAUUAUCUUGCUGCCGUGGCUUGUACUUCAACGUAAACAUCCAACGUCUCAAAAACUUUUCUGUUCUGCCUGAAACCCUCUGUGGCUGUUCCAAUGCAUGCUUUCAGCUGGCUGAACUCUGAGUCUUGCGCUGUCCGCUUUCCUGCUCCUUUGAAAGGGACUGUUUCUGCGUCGUUUCGUGGUCCUCUGUGCUUCCGUGACGGCUUCUAAAGACGCUGCUCUGUCUCCGGUUGCUUCCUGGUCGGUUUUGCAUGCAUGGUCCUCGUAUUGUGGUUGCCUGUGGGAGCUAGGCCUAGAAAUCCCCUCUUAUAAUGUACAAGAGGGAGUUUAGCUUCAGUUGUGUCUUGACUGAUGCUCCAUGCGCGCGGAGUUCUGUUGCGAUUCUCGAGGGUUGAAGAUAUCAUAGCAAGACAGAGAGCAGCAGAUAGAGAGACAAAGAGGUAGAACAACAGGACGACAGACAGUGGAGAGAUGGAGGCAGAGAGCGGUGUGCAGAGCCCCAGGUCGUUGCGCCGUCUUCAGGCGACGCCAGCAGCAGGCGACACGGAGUGUACAGACACCUCCGGCGAUAGGGUUUUGGACAGCCGAGACAGAAGCGUAUUUUCCACGAUGCCGAAGCAACAGGGGAAAGGUGAAUGCGGAACACAGAAGAAGGUAGUGGAGAGGAGCGGCGAGAGGGGAGGAAAUGGAGGAGUACGUCGGGGAGAAAGGGGUCGAAAAGACAACGCAAGCCACCCAGUGACGAAAGGAGGCGGAUGCCUGGAGAUAAAAGGCGCAGCACGCAUGCAGAAAGCCGUCGAACAAGCCCUUGCGGCUCUGGAGCAGAACGGCUACGUGGAAUUGUGUGGGCGAGUUGGCGGGGGCGGGAUGGACAAGGUUGUGUCGAUCGCUGAGAUUCUAAAGAGGAAAGUUCCUGAUCUCGUGCAGAACUCCUUCUUUUCCGACUUUGACACUGGAGGCGAGACAAGACGAACGGAUGUCGUGCUUCACGUUUCUCUUCAAGCGCCUCCGAAAGAACAAGAAGCAAACAUGGAAAAGGUGACGGAGUGCGGUGCCUGAAACCCCGCUAUCGCUGUUUUUCAGUGCGGGAGGUGUUCACUUUCGAGAAGGCCACCUUUUUUGCUUAUCUUCACUUGCCUCGUGGUCGGUUCUAUCGAUUAUAGAGCUCUAGGGCUCUUCUUUGCAUCGUGUUGUCCGCUGGCAGCGCAGAACAAAGAGAACACGGAAAAGGUCCAAGGUUGUUGUCUGCCUUACUUGAUGCCACGUUACUUGACGAUGGUGUGCAUCAAAGGGGAAGGAGUGUUUUAAAAGGUGCUCGACUGCUGAAGGCAGCUAAAAGGGUUGGAAUUCAACAUCCUGUGACAUCACGGUUGGUCUACAUCAGCCACGUUGCAGACGUGAUAUCUGGCAGAAAGAUGGAACGAUGUCUGCCAACUUGAGAUGCAGGUGAAGCGUGUAGCUUUUCGUCGGGAGAAAAUGGUUUACGAGUAGGACUUGUGACUUCGAUCUUGAAGGUUUUCCUGUUUGCAAUUGGCUUUUACUAAUGCACUAAAGUGUUACAAAAAUUCUUCUCUGCAAUCACGAAUAAGGCUUCCAUCAACGGAUCGUAGUCCGCAUCUGAACCAAACCCAUUUUCAAACUGGACACUCAAUCUAAACUCUUCACUCGCUUGUACACGGGGCGUGGAAGAUCCUCGUGUAGGCGCAUGCACAAAGGGAGAACGGGAAUGGAAUACCGGCAUCUUGCGGCUUGACCCCUUCAGGUUGAUGGGGAAGAACUACUUGUGAACUUCUUUUUGGAAUCGGAGCAACGGGGAGGCAAGGGGAAACACUUUCCAUGCGAUGCAUCUAUAACAGUUUCACGAACAGUAGACGGCAGAUCAAAUGAAGUGCGUUGCUUUUUCAGACAAGGCGAGUGAUGGAAAGACUUCUUUUCGGUUCCCAGUUUUUUUGCACGGACAUGGAAUUCUGGUUCGUGUAUGUCUUAACACAAGUCCCAAGCCCUCUUACGUGCAGCAGCUUAACGGGCACCAGCAGGAGGCAGAACGAUGCGAGUGAACUCCAAGCAUUAGAAACACGAAAUGCUCGAAGACAGGAGACACCGAUCACAUUGAUAGGUUCGUUGUUGGGUUCUGCAAGGACAGAAGGGUAGCGCGAUGGCAGACAUCAGAGCAAGUGGACUCGCGAGAAAGGCUGACCAUGACCGAUUCACCUUGUGACAUGAAAAGCUGCGAUGAAAGCAACAAAUAAGAGCCAUCAGUUGUUCUGACCCUUCAGUGGAUUGAAAGCGCCUCGAAUGUUCUUCCCAACCCUCGCGGUUGCGGCGUUCCUUAAAAGGCAGGAAAACGUUUUUUGUGGAACCUCUGCCCGAAAUGGGUUCCGGAAAGGCUCGCUCUCAGCGUUUUUCCUCAGAUCUCGUCGAUGUCCAGACAGGGAUAAAGACAACACGUAAACUCGACUGUUCCCAUGGGAGGGGUUCUGGCAAGUAAGGCCGUCUUAUACCUCGAUAGCGACGAGGCAUAACCACGGUGGAGCAGCACAGGAGAGUGAAAGAACAAGCGAGGAGACAGAAGCAUUUUUCGAGAAAACCGUGCUUCUCAACUCUGUACGAAGUGGAAUCAAGAGAAGAAACUGGGAACUUGUGAUUGAUUGACCAUACUUUAAUCGUCUCUGUCUGUCCAGGAUGUAAACAUGCCUUCCAUGAGAAUCAACUCCGCUUGUUAUAGACUGAUGACGUAGACAAUCACACAUGCCUGGACACCGCCUUUCUUGUCUUGAUUCUGCAGCCUCUCUCUUGGCCAGAGACAGACGACGGCGCCUGAAUUAGCGCGAAGAGUGGACAAAAAAUGGGGAAAGAGAGACGUGAGACACCAACCGAGUUGAAUGCCCGCAGAAAACCAUCCCGUAUAGAGGCAGAGACGCGAAACGUGCAGGUCCUCUGUGCCGUAUCUUGAGUGGACACACAUGCUACCUCCCAAGUGUCCUGAAGGUCGGACGCCUUGGCAAAAAGACGUUUUGGGUGACGUCUGUGUCUCGGCCGCUGUUCCCCACUUGACGCUAUGACGGAAUGCUCGAGAGACUCACCGUCGUCGGUAGGUUCCCAGAAACACGAGGAGCCAGCGUGGAGACCUGCGCCCGUUCGUUGGAGGAUCGCCGUUUGCACUGGAUACCGAAGAGUGAAGACAGAGAGAAACCAUGAAAUGCGAGAACAGCUUCCCUUUUGCUAUACAUCUCAGAAGGGCAUCCUUGUUUGGCGGGGACCUGCUUACUCUUCAGUAGGGAAUAAUGCCCAACCUCGAUCACUACCGAAUAACUCCGAAGACGAUAGACCAAAUAGAGAAGAUGGAGUUUUUACCUCCUGCACAAAAUUCAGCUACAAUACUGAAUGUGACUCCGAUUGUGAGAGACAGAUAAGCAAGUUGUUCUGCCUCGAGGGCGUUUCCUGACUUUUUCUGUGAAAGACGAACCAAUGUACUUGAACGGCUUCUUCAACUCCACAAGCCGCCGAGAGCACUCCUCGCAGAUGUUGUUCACCCACUGGGAGACAACGCCUUCAUCAUACUCAACAUCUUGCAGCUGAUCUACAAAGAAAGCACGAAGUCCAUACACACAGGAAUAUGUUUUCACGCCGAUGCACGCCAUUAGGUGGGUGUCUCUUUGGGUGAAGUCUGCCCAAAUUUCCCGAGAUUUUUCUACCGAGGACGUCCUUCAAGGCCAUGCAUUCUUUGUGUCGGUUGUCUUCAGAGUAAAGUGGAGGAAUGGCGUUCAGGGGCACGAUCAGAAAACGAAACUUGGUGACACCUCGAUCGCUGGUAUGCAGGCCUUCUACCGUAAACAUCUGACUGGACUGCUGCACUUAUUAAGAAGGUGGACGCCUCUCAUUUCGAAGCGUUUUUCUCAAGGUUGACGUUUUCUUGUUCCAGAGCCGAAGCAAGGAUUUCGUUAGCGACAAAGCUAGAUGAAGUGCUUCAUCCUCCGGUCGACCAGUCCUGUAGUCACAAGGCUGUUUCAGGUGAAGGGAUUUCGUGGUGGCAAGUGCAGUCUGUGCGGCUUGGUGAGAAGUGGAGUUUCGAACGGGCAUGGGAAAUGAGGAGAACUUCAGAAGAGUGCGCGCGCUCUGACCUUCAAUCACCUCAAGAAUAACCCGCUCCACUUCCUCGACGGACCACUUCACCUGCGUCCAAUGGCCGCAAACGAACAGAUGGGGAGAGUCGAAGUGCACAUGCAAGAAACUACUGCACGCCUGACCAGACGCCUGGUAUGAAGCACAACUUGCGCACGGAUACAUUACUAAUUUUCCACAGGUUUUGGCUAUUCGCGUUUGCCCCGUGAAAACUGUCU